GUUAAAGUGUUCAUCGUGAACAACAACAAAAACGAAGCCCUUGUCGAUGGGGCGGACAACAGAGGCGUCGAAACACCGAUUGCGAUCUUGAAAAUAACAUACGAAUCAAAAGAAGAAAGUUAGUAAAAGGAAAGGGUGGCGAUUUAGACUCCCUCUGAUUCGGGCCUAAUUGUACACUUUUUAUCCCCGAUUCUCUUUGACGUUUCUUGCAAUUGUAUUCCAAAAAGAGUGGUUUUAUGCGAGGUUGCUUGUGUUUAAUUUGUUUCAGAUCCUAACAGGUAAAACCAAACCCGGAGUCGAAAGUUGGAAGAAAAGGAGCAACGACCAGGCAAAGAGGUGGAGACAACCGCUGUUCACGACCUAACGUUGGGGUUCACGGUCUUACAGGACCGUGAACUGGAGCCAUAACCCGUGAAGCGAGGAGCAAACAGAGGGGUUUUUUAGGUUACUGACGCCCGGGCAGUUCACGAUCGCUAAGACCAUGAACAGAGGCCAUUGAUUGUGAACCCGAGCAAAUGAAGCAGUGCAUUUUGGUCGCGACACUGAGUUCAUGGACGAGUUUCAAUGUUCACGGCCGUGAACUCAGGCCGUGAACUGGGCGCGAUCUUCCACUUAAAAGGAAAGCUGAAAGGAAGAAGAAAAGGAGGGAGAGAGACCUAGAGUGAAAAACUUCUCCUUCGUAAGAUUUUAGAGUGAGAAAGUGACGAACCAAAGAAGAGGAAAAGCUAGGGUUUCUUCUCCAAGCAAGGUUUUGGGAAUUUCUUCCCCAAAGGAGGAUUUUUUUUUUCAGCACAAGGAGCAAGGAUUGCAUCUUCUUGAUGGUUUCCCUUUUCCCUCUCUUGUGUUUUCACUUCUCUUAGCAUGGAGUUGUCCCUUCUUUCACUUGGGUGUUUGUAAACCCUAGCUACAAUUAUGUGAAUGCUUGUAGGAAUUGAAUGAUUUGGGUGUGGUUGUGUUUUAAUGUGAAUGUGGGGGUAUUAUUCAAAUAUGAUUGUGUUGUGUGAAAGCCUAUCAAUCUAAUUGCUAUUCUAACCUAGCUUAGAGAGGAGACCUCCUUAGGUUAGGAGGUUCAUUGGGUGUUCUUGGUCAUUUCAGGCCUCAUAGGCUAGUUUAGAGAGGAACCCUCAUUAGGUUAAGAGGCUCAAUAUUGAGAUGGGGUUCUUGGACAUUUCUUGCAUCCUAGCAUAGUUUAGAUAGGAAACCUCCUUUACCCAAGAUACUCGGUUUCCUUGGGCAUUCUACGCCUUCUAAACUAGUUUAGAGAGAACCCUCCUUAACCUAAGAGGCUCAUUCGAGAUGGGUUUCCUUGGGCAUUCAAUACCUCCUAAGCUAGAUUGGAGAUAACCCUCCUUAACUUAAGAGGCUCUAUUAGAGAUGAGUAUCCUUGGGCAUUAUAUGCCUGCUAUUCUAGGUUAGUUAAAGGGCAAACCUCUAAUCCGCAUUAGCACUUAGGGUUUGAUUGUGGGUUGCCGUCCAAACUCCGAUUCGAGGGUGAAGUCUAACCAUUCCUUAGUUGAUAAGUUGAGAGGGUCACAUUAGCAGCUUGGAUUGUAUCCUAUUCCUCAACCUAGAUGCUAAGAGGGUAGCUUCGGCUGCUUGUUAGACUUCCCUGCGGUUUAUGACCCCCUAACCACACACGGUCGUUUGAUUCUUCAAGUCAUAAUUGUUAACUAGGGGGAGCAACACCUGGAUGAAGCUAUCUCAACUAGAGUCAAAUCCAUUUUACCUUUACAAAGCAAUUUAGUUUUAGACCUUUGUUUCCACAAAAACCAAUCCUCUAGAUAAUGUUUCAAACCGUCGAAGAAGCGGUACAUGGACCGGCCCGGGUUAAUAUUUAAACAUACUUGCCCAAUAUUGCACCCAUCUAAGGUUUAUACUUCGACCUUAGGUGGGAUUUUAUUAUAAUAGUCAGAGCGAGUCAAGUUUUUGGUGUCGUUGCGGGGGACUUCGGUCCGUUAUUGUGAAAAGUUUUAUUGGGGUUAAUCUAGCUUUUAAUUUCUGUUUUUUGUUAAGUUGUGAAGUGUCUGCUUGUGCUAGACGUGUUGUGUUUUUUGAGUGUGUGUAGGGAGGUGCAUGACCUGGAGCAAUCCGGCGCCUUUAACACCACUAGAUGAGGACAUCAACCGGACCCUCCGACUUCUCGCUCGCGAGAGGGAGAAAGUGGAGGCAAGAAGGGGAAGUGAAGAAAGGGGACAACAAGUUGAUCCUGAAAUUGAAGUAACUGAAGAAGGAGUUGUAGUUGAGAUGGCGAGAAAUCAACACUGAGGGUCUAAACCGCUUCCAAACCCAAAUGGAGAAGCGGAAGCCGAGGAAGGGCCAAAGACUAUGGGUUAUUACAUGGCUCCACGGGCAGUGGAUAUCCAAUCUCCUAUCUUACAUCCACACGUGGGCGCUAACAACUUUGAGAUCAAGCCUUCUCUCGUGAUGAUGAUUCAACAAAAUGACUACUUCCACAGGCUUGCCCAUGUAUCACCACGAGAACAUGUCCAAAGGUUUUUUGAGCUAGCGGGAAGCUUGAAGAUAGAUGGGGUCCACGAGGAGGCAUUGUGAUUGAAGCUCUCCCCCUAUUCUUUGGUGGGAAAGGCACUCCGAUGGCUCCACAACCGUCCGACUCUAUCCAUCACCUCUUGGGAUCUCCACAACAAGUUCAUGACCCGAUAUUGUCCUCCUUGCGAGACGGUCGAGUGGAGGAAGAAGAUCACUCACUUUGAGCAAGAGGAGGAUGAGACAUUGAGGGAUGCAUGGGAAAGAUAUUCCGACUACUUCCUCCAAUGCCCUCACCAUGGAUUCAAGGAGCAAUUUUGGAUAGAAACUUUAUAUGGAGGACUCAUUCAAGAUGACAAGAUCCUUAUUGACUCUCUUUGACAAGGGAGGUUGAUGAACAUGAACUCUUCUCAAGUGACCGAGUUGCUCAAAGAUAUGUCUCUUAAGGGAUAUGAUUGGGGCUUGACAAGAACGGGGAAGAGAAGCACCGGUCGAGGUGUGCGAAGUGUGGGAGCAAGUGCUCCACUUGAAGCAAAGCUUGACAAGUUAAUUGAGGCAAUCCUUGAGAGAAAGAAGCAAGACAAGGAGCCGUUAGUGACAUAUGAUUGGGGUGCAAGCUUAGGUUAUGAGCAAUCAGAGCGCCGAGUGAUGAACGAGGAAAUGUCCCAUUACGAGCAGUUGAACUCUAUCUCCCCUGUGCACACCAACCAUUUGUCUUGUUUGGAAGAGUUAGUGACCACCUUUGUCGUCACCAACUCGAAGAAGUUUGAAAAAAAUUGAGAGAUUCAUAGGGGAGGCGACCGAGAAAUUCUCAACCAUAGAGGCGGGUUGCAAAGUCAUCAAUCACUCUUGACAACCUUGACCACAAGUGUGGGGAUUAUCUCGUAAGCAGCUCGGUCCCUGAAGAAAUUCGAAGAAGGGUGAGUAAGAGCAGUUACUCUUCGAAGUGGGAGACAAGCGAAGGAGCUACCCUCGAGGAAGAAACCACCCAUGUCAGAAGAGUAAGAUGGAGCCGGUAGUGUCCCCGAACGACAAGGAGGCACAAGUGCAAACAGAGGGGAGAUGGGCGAUCCUCCACCGGGGCAGAGGGGGGGGGGGGGGGGGAAGGUAACUCCAACUAUUCCUUAACCUUCUCGACUACGCAAUGACCGCAUGGCGACAGAAUUUGCCCACUUCAUGGAGUUGAUGAAUCAGUUGCACCUCAACAUCCCCUUCGUGGAGGCCCUCACCUAGAUGCCCAAGUAUGCAAAGUACUUCAAGGACCUCCUCACCAACCAGAGGAAGCUGGAAGGGAUGGCUACAGUGACCUUGAAUGAAGAGUGCUCCGCCAUCCAGCAUAACCACCUGCCCACAAAGCGCAAAGAUCAAGGGAGUUUUACUAUCCCUUGUUUUAUAGGCAACAUGUGCUUAGGAAAAUCCUUGGGGGAUCUAGGAGAAAGUAUAUAUGUGAUGCCUUAUAAAUUGUUGAGGACCUCUCAUUUACCCUGUCGAUUUCUUCAUUCUAGACAUCGACGACAACGUUGAUGUACCAUUAAUCCUGGGUAGACCUUUAUUAGCUACCACAAAGGCCUUAAUUGAUCUGCAUGGGGAAUAGUUAGUACUUAGGGCAGGGGAAGAAGAGGUUAUCUUUUCUAUUGAUGAUAGCAUGAAGUUGUCUCACCAUCAUGAUGAUGUCGAUUAUUGUGAUGAGGUUUUUGAUUUCAAAGAGGCACUCACGUCCGUGGUGCUUACCCUUUUGAAGAAUGUUGUUUAGUGGAAACAAACAUUGCAGAAUCUCCAGAGUUGGAAUUGAAGCCCUGUCUGCAAUGCCUAAAAUCCCUACCUCCUUGGAGGAACCACCCGAGUUGGAAUUGAAGCCUCUGCCUCCCCAUCUUGAGUAUGCCUUCCUGACAGAUGAUGGCAAACUCCCAGUCAUCACUCCAAUCUUACACCAGAGUAGAAGAUUGAAUUGAUUAAGGUCGUGUGUCGUCAUGAAAGGGCCAUCGCAUGGAAGAUCGUAGAUAUCUAAGGGAUCGGACCAACCUUUUUUUCUUUUGUUUCAAUUGAACUCUAAAAAGGUUGAUUUUACAAGAGGUUGCUUGUGUUUUAGUGUGUUUCAGAUCUUAACAGGUAAAACCAAACCCGAAGUUGAAAGUUGGAAGAAAAGGAGCAGAGAGCGGGCAAAGAGGUGGAGACAGUCUCUGUUCAUGGCCUUAUGUUGGAGUUCACGAUCUUACAAGACCGGGAACUGAAGCCAUGACCUGUUAUGUGAGGAGCAAACAGAGGGGGUUUGCAGGUUACUGAAGCCCAGGAAGUUCACGGUCGCUAAGACCUUGAACCGGAGCAAAUGAAGCAGUGCAUUUUGG
This is a messenger RNA of Linum trigynum, 4829 nucleotides long. Lineage: Eukaryota; Viridiplantae; Streptophyta; Magnoliopsida; Malpighiales; Linaceae. The record is from the annotation of a GenBank genome assembly.